Messenger RNA from Mitosporidium daphniae, 2001 nucleotides. RefSeq lists its product as uncharacterized. Bases 1 to 2001 code for a protein of 666 amino acids. Gene Ontology annotation, molecular function: ATP binding; RNA helicase activity; nucleic acid binding. Gene Ontology annotation, biological process: rRNA processing. The record is from RefSeq and is a predicted model, not a curated record. Gene Ontology annotation, cellular component: nucleus. Lineage: Eukaryota; Fungi; Microsporidia. The transcript has 5 exons.
AUGCCGGGUCUGAAAUCAUUGGCAAUUAAAACAAUAAAAUUUAAUUUCAAAUUCCGGCUUUUUAUGAAAUUUUCGGACGUCCAGCUUUCCACUCAAAUCUUAAAUGGUCUCAACAAGGCCAACUAUAUUGAAAUGACCGAUGUUCAACAGGCAGUGAUUCCACAGAUUCUCCUUGGAAGGGAUAUUCUGGCAACGGCAAAAACUGGAUCUGGAAAGACCCUUGCGUUCCUGAUUCCUAUGCUAGAAAUCUUGUCUCGACUGAAGAUUACGCGCUCAGAUGGUCCCUCUGCACUGGUUAUAUCUCCAACCCGUGAAUUGGCUUUACAGUCGUUUGAGGUUUUAAAGAGGGUAGGACAUCAUUAUUCAACCCUUUCUGCUGGCCUUGUGAUCGGGGGAAAGUCCCUCAAGCAAGAGAAGGCAACCAUAUGUCGAAUGAACAUUAUUAUUGCCACUCCUGGCCGUCUUCUCCAGCACAUGGAUCAGACUGAAGGCUUUGAGCUCCGCUCGCUGAAGGUCCUAGUGCUGGAUGAGGCCGACAAGAUCUUUGAGCUUGGAUUUUCAGCAACAAUAAAUGCGAUCUUCGCCGGUCUUCCUCCGCCAUCCACAAGACAAACCAUGCUAUUUUCUGCAACGCUAGCAAAUAGUGUCAAUGAAUUUGCACGGCUAUCGUUGAGGGACCCUCUUUCGAUCCAGGUGCACGACCAGAAGGAAAAAAACGAUCAAAAAACGCCACAAUCGCUGCAAAUGCCAGACAAAUUGCAGCAGUUUUUCAUGAGAGUCCCGUUUGAGAGGAAAAUCGAUUUUCUUUUUUCCUUCAUCAAAACACACUUGAAAUGUAAAAUGCUCAUUUUCGUGUCUUCUUGCAAGCAGGCGCGGUUUAUUUAUGAGCUUUUUUGCAAAAUGCAGCCAGGCAUUCCAAUUACGUCUCUUCACGGGAAGCAAUCACAGAUGAAGCGAAUCGCGUUGUUCAAAGACUUUUGUGCCAGAAAUGCCUCUCUAAUGAUUGCCACAGACAUUGCAUCGAGAGGCCUGGAUUUCCCACUUAUCGACUGGGUCAUACAUAUGGAUGCGCCUGAUUCCCUGGAAACAUACAUCCAUCGGUCUGGAAGGACCGCUCGGUAUGAAGCAACCGGGAGCUCGCUGUUGUUUGUCGCUCCUUUUGAGCUGGACACCUUUCCAUUUCUUUCCAAACUGUCAAGCUGCCAAGAGCUUUCGCCGAGUGCUUCAAAGGUAGGGAUAUUGGCGACGGAAGAAAAGAUUGGCUCCAUUUGCACACAGUUUUCCGAAAUCAAGUACCUAGCUUCGUGCGCUAUGCUCUCGUACAUUCGAUCGAUCGUGCUGUUGAUAAAGACGGCCCAUAAGGUCGACUUUUCUCAGCGCAUCGGCGUCAUGCUUGAAGAGUUGAAUAUUUUAAAGCUUUCCCAGUCUUGGGGGCUUUCUGAUAUCCCAAUCCCUGUAAAGCAGUUUAUUUCCACUCUAAAGUCACGAUUCCUUAGCAGAAAUCAAGAAAAGCAUUUCGAUCACCAGACCCUGGACGAAAGCGAGGAUGAGCAGCUUCUUGUUCCAAAGGGACCUGCAGCAUCCGGCAGGGGCUCUCCUAGCCGCGACACAAAGGAAGAAGCACUCAUUGUAGCUGCUAAGCAUCAUUCGAAGAAAAAGAGAUCAUCCAUCAAUGAGCUUGGACAUUCAUCCCAAAGCCCAAGCACCAGGAUCCUCUUUGAUGAGGAUGGAAACGCCAAAAACCCAUACAAGUUCAUCCUAGAAACAUCGAUUGACACGUCUGCCAAUAGGGUUGGGGAGUACUUUGAAAAGCGAUCUAAAGAACUUCACCAGGCCGAUGAUCGAGAUCGUGCCUUUGAAAAGGAAAAGAGAAGGGAGAAAAAGAGGAAGCUCAAGUCUGUAAAUGGUGCUCAGAGUCCAACCGCGACUACGCUUUCGAUAAGUUCCGAAGAUUUGGAGUCUCUUGCUCUGUCUGCUCUUAAAGGCGGCUAUGAAAAUUAA